Messenger RNA from Spodoptera littoralis (African cotton leafworm), 5121 nucleotides. The record is from the annotation of a GenBank genome assembly. NCBI's taxonomy places the organism in Eukaryota, Metazoa, Arthropoda, Insecta, Lepidoptera, Noctuidae.
AUGGAUAAGUAUGAUACGUCUCAGAUCACAGAAUUUCCUCGUUACGAACCGGAGUCAUCGCAGAGUGGUGUCUCUACGUUCUUUAACAAAUUAUGGAAGUUUCCUCUAUUUUCUGCUAGUGAGGCUAUAGAUAAUAUGGCAAACAAGGCAAUAAGUGACGGGAAAGACGCCCCUCAGAAUGAGGAACAGAAGCAAGACUAUGAUGAAGGGAAACCUGAGACAGGAACGUAUGCUGAGGAGUUGGAAGGUAGAAGUCUGCCUAACGUUCUUAGGAGAAUCAGUAGUCUAAUAGCCUUGGGAUCUGGGGGUGGAACAAAGUAUGCAGACACAGAACUGGCCCGCUAUUGGAUGCCGGAUGAUAUUUCACGUGAAUGUUACGAAUGUGCCUCAAGAUUCAGUACACUGCGACGUAGACAUCACUGCAGAGUGUGCGGACAAAUAUUCUGUUCUAGAUGCUGCAGCCAAAGAGUGCCAGGGCACAUAUUUGGGUGUGCUGGUGGGCUACGGGUUUGCAACUAUUGUUGCAAUGUAGUACUGAGUUAUCUGAAGGAAAAUGACAUGACUGGUGAGAUACCACCUGAUCUAAGGACUCUGCAGGAGAACUUACAGGUGAAGUUCCCAGAGAACAAGUCACAGCAAGCUCACAAGUUGCGCGACAGCUUCAUGUUCCCCCGCGAGCAGGAGGAGCGCUGCGAGCCACGACAACAACAUGAGGCACUACACGACGUCUACAGGCAUCUCAUGUACUCACUGCCCACGCAGCAACACAGGUAUCGUCUUGUUCGCUACAACGGAGUAUGGCGUGGCUGUGACAUCCUUCAAUGGGUCAUGGACAACACCAGUAACAAGACGAGGGCCCAAGCUACACUAUUCUGUCAAAAUCUACUCUGUGCCGGUUACAUGGAGUGUAUGACGGAACUACCCCAGUUUGUUGACUACGCGCUCUAUAAGCCCGCAGUUUUACCACUACGGCCUACCGAUGAAGAAAAUUCACCUGAGGAGUCAACAAGAUUGGAGAGUGCCUCGUCAUCAUCAUAUUGCCUCGAUUUGAAUCUGGACGAGAGUUCCGCAAGACUUACAAAGACACCCAAAGCAGAAAAGAAAUCGUCGUCCAGUGAGGAAGAACCACCGGUAUUAGAACAAAAUGAAGCGCCGACGGAAGCCAGACACAUCUGUAAGGCUAUAGUGGAGUCUGGCUCGGAACACCUGCGGCUACUGAUGCGGCAGUGCCUGGCGCGCCACGCGCUGCCCGCCGCCUGGCUGCACGUACUGUACCCGCUCUGUGUGCAGGCCGCCGACACCAUCGUGCUGGACGUGAACAGCAACGACAUAGACGUCCGCAACUACGUGCAGGUGAAGAAGGUGCCGGGCGGCACUAUGCGCGACAGCUGCCUCGUGCAGGGCGUCGUGCUCACCAAGAACGUCGCGCACAGGGGCAUGCCACAGCAGAUAUCAAACCCCACCAUACUACUUCUUGACUGCUCUAUAGCGUACCAACGCGUUGAGGGAAAACUUACUUCGCUGGAACCAGUUUUAUUGCAGGAGCGGGAGUACCUGGUGCGGUGCGCGGCCCGUAUAGCGGCGCUGCGGCCGCGCGUGGUGUUGGUGGGCGGGGCGGCGGCGCGGGGCGUGCAAGACGCGCUGCGCCGCGCGGGGGUGGCGCUGGCCGCGCACGUGCGGGGGCGGGCGCUGGCGCGGGCGGCGCGGGCCUCGCGCGCCUCGCCGCUGACCUCCAUUGACGCCCGCGUCGGCAUGCCGCGACUCGGAACUUGCAACAACUUCUAUGUCAAGAACUAUUCCAGCAAAACACUAAUGGUUUUAGAAGGUUGCGCUGAACCAAACCUAGCGUGCUGCAUACUGCUACGAGGAGCAUCCCUGCAGGAGUUAAUCAAAGUGAAGAAAGUUGUCAAAUUCAUGCUUCUGGCUUGUUACAACUGGAAACUGGAAAAAGCGUUUUUAGGUGACAUCGAGGCUAUUCUGCCUGAACCAGGAAUGACGUUUGAAGACGACGUGAACGAAAAUGAAGUUUCGAAAGAUGAUGUCGUAAAAGAUGAUAUUACGAAUGACGAUACUCAGAAUGGUGAAGGGGAGAAGGAUGAUGGUAAACGUAAAGAUUCAUUGAACGAGGAUUCUAGGAAGAGCAACGAGACUGAUAGUAAUGAGUCGUCUAGAUCUGAUAAUAUAUUCGUUAACUCUAGUGUUAAAGAGACUGGGAAGGUUGAUGAUAAAGCUGUAGCACCAAAUAGUACAAGUAAUGAAGAUAAAGAAAAUAAAGGUUCACUAGGAGAGGAUCCUUUACAAACUACGAAGCCGUUUGUCCGUAAAACGGAAAGUGAUAAAACUCUAAGCUGUGGUGUUCCAAUCAGAGACUUUAGCGAUCCAUUGCGCGCUACGUUGUCUGUUGAUGACGAUGUGUUCUUACCUAAAGAGGAAGCUAAACUGAAGGCCGAUACUCAUACAGACCGAUGGUCGACGGAUGACGUGGUGCUAUCGAUGUCUCCAAACGUGGUGAUCCCGGCGCCCUACCUGGAGCCGGAGUCAGGCCGGCGGGGCGGGCUGCGAGCCGCGCUGCCCCGCCCUCGCGCCCCCGCGCCCCCUCCACACGCGCCUCGACUCUCCAAGCACGAAGCGCGGUCAUCGCAGUCACUGCUACAACUCAAGGAGCUCCACCCAUUUGCUAAGAUGGCUAUUACAGCGCCAGCAGACGACCCAGCUCUUAAAGCGGCGCUUGCGCACUACAGGGCUACUGGAUGCCGACAAGUAAACGAUAAACAUAAACCUCAUUGUCCGAUGCACAAGCCAUCGGUUGUGAAAAAAGUGAAGGAACCCGAACAGGACCCGAACGAGAAAUCGAAUGAUAACGAACCCCUGGACCCAUUGGCUCCGGAGAACCAUCAACAACUGAGCCUACUUUUUUACAGCUUCAGUAAUAAGUCAGCUAACGUGCCUGACUUCUGCGUCAACCCUAGGAUAGUGACGAUGGAAAUGUACGGCGAGCUGGACAUAUCGUUGGGAGCAUUCCUCGACAAUUAUUGUUUCAACAACGACUACAAGUGUACGUCGCCAAACUGCAACGUGCCGAUGAACCAACAUGUGAGAAGGUUCGUGCAUGGAGAUGUGUGUAUUACAAUCACAUGUAAUACUAUUGGACAUAGCAAUGUCGACAAAACCAAAGAGGAAUCGAGCAAGCAGGUAACGUUCUGGUCCCGCUGCGAGGCGUGCGGCUGGGGCGGCGGCGGCGCGGGCGCGCGGCGGCUGUCUGGGCGCGCGCUGUGCGUGUCGCUGGCCGUGUACGUGCGCGCGCGCGUGGCCGCCCCGCGCUACGUGCGCGCGCACUGCUCGCACCCGCUGCACGCGCACACGCACGCCUUCGUGCGGGACCUCACCACGGUCUGCUUCCGGUACAGCAAGAUAACCCCAUACGAGAUUCAAUUCCCGCCGGACAUGAUCUCAAUAAACUACGACACGAAACAAAUGAGGGACAAUCUCAUCGCACAACUCAACGAACUUGUACAAAAAGGGCAUGAGACCUUCAGCGGUCUAUCAGAGGGUGAGGCGGAGAAAGAUUACCAGGCCUUCAAACAGCACAUGGAACAGAUCCACCUGGCAUUGACUUCCACCAGCCUACAGGAACAUAAUACUACCGCUGCCGUGGUGCGCAGUCUGUGGAGUGUCUCUGACCGUAUUAUCUCUGGCGAGAAGAUGCUCAGAGAGGCUCAGGAUAAGUGGUCCAGUCCUCCAACGAAGAAUAAGGCUCAACCUGAAAAUACAGUUGAAGAAAAAUCGGAAUUGGAAGAUUCUUCAGGCGAUGACAGCAGUAAGGACAAUUUAGGUACAACAUACGUGUUUGCAGAUAAGGAAACUGACAAGGAACAUACAGGUACAGAAGAAGACGAAGAGAAAGGCGACAAGAAGACUGUCCGGCAAAUACUGUCUCAACUAUUGUCUAACAACCAACCAGCUAACCAGAGCGGUAUGAUCCUGUGGAGCGGCGUGGUGCCGGUGGUGGUGCAGGCGGGCGACCUCGGCUCCGUCAUCGCCGCCACGCUCGCCUCCGUCACCUACCGGCGGACCCGCGCCGCGCAGCGACACACCACACAAACGGAGCAGGAAGAAAAUGAGAACACCAGCUCUACUGGCAAGGACAAGGCGGACGGCGACAAAUCGAAACUAAAGUCUAACGACCAUGUGGAAGUGUUACUAAAGGACGGGUUAGUAUGUCGCGUGUACUACGCGGCCCAGUUCCAACGCCUGCGCCACAUGGUGCUCCGCCCCCUGAGCGAGCCGACCGAAGCCCCCGACACCGCGCACGCGCCCUGCCCCGGACAGCGCCCCUCCUGCGCCUGCUAUGAAGACAGCAAGGACCGCGCCGACAAGGGUCUGUGUGAGAUAGAGGAGGGCUUCAUCCGCUCCCUCGCACACUGCGUGCCCUGGGCCGCCAGGGGAGGGAAGUCUGGCUCCACCUUCUGUAAGACUAAAGAUGACAGGUACGUGCUGAAAGAGAUGACGAAGCCCGAAUGGCAACAGUUCUUGGACUUCGCUCCGCAUUACUUCGCCUACGUCACACAUUGUCGACAGAACAAGCUGCCUAGCUUACUCGCGCGCAUCCUGGGCGUGUUCGGCGUGGGCGGCGCGGGCUGCGGCGUGCUGGUGCUGGAGCACGUGUGGUACGGCGCGGGCGGCGCGCGGUUCGACCUCAAGGGCUCCUCGCGCCACCGCCUCACGCCCGACACCACGCCGCUCGCCGUGCUCAUGGACGAGAACCUCCUCAACUUGCGCUGGGAGAAUCCUUUAUACGUACAAUCGCACACCGCCCGAAUGUUAUUCGCGGCAGUGGAACGAGACACAGACUUCUUGUCCUCGCAUACUGUCAUGGACUACUCCUUGCUACUCGGCAUUGACAACCACACACUCAUACUGGGCAUCAUCGAUUACAUAAGAACGUUUACAUGGGACAAGAAACUGGAGCAUUUGGUGAAGAAGAACUUAGGUUCUGGUCAGCCGACCGUGGUGUCUCCGGAACAAUACAAGAGUCGCUUCUGCAGCGCUGCCAGGAAAUACUUCCUCCAGUGUCCAGCGCACUGGGACCAUCUCUACACGAAUAAUGACCAAAAUCAAUAA